Molecule: messenger RNA, 897 nt
Organism: Cordyceps militaris CM01
Lineage: Eukaryota; Fungi; Ascomycota; Sordariomycetes; Hypocreales; Cordycipitaceae
Exons: 1
Coding region: 1-897 (298 amino acids)
Source: RefSeq, a predicted model, not a curated record
AUGCUCUUACUACUCAUAAAGAAGCGUGCCACUAUAAGAGAGCGGUGCCCGGCUUGUUGUAGUUUGCGAAUGAAGCAGUUUUCACUACAGCUACUUCACUCUUUCCUUCUUUCCUUCUUUUCACCCAUUAUGCAUAUCGAACUCGUUCUUGUUGCUGCCCUUGCGGCCAAGCUCGGUUCUGCUUUGGUUGGUGUCGAUUGGCAGUUUUCCGACACUCAGCAAAUACAAAACGGCCUCAACAACGUCACCUUCCCGUUUGACUUGAGCAACGCCCCGCACACUACUGGCUUCUACUUUGCGCAGCAGUUCUACUUCAAUGGCGUCGACAGCGUGGCUUACACUGGUCUGCAGCCGCGACCAGACAACGACAACGGCAGCGUCAUCCAUGCCGCCUUUUCCAGCUUCGUCGAGGGCACCACUUCCAAUUCGCCGCUGUGUAGCGAUGGCGCGGACGGUGGCGCUGGUGUGAGCUGCGCAGUCGAGUUUAACGGUGACUACUCCCACAAGUAUAAUUGUGUGGUGGAAACCACCGAUGGAGGUCUUACUUGGCGAGGCACUGUCGUUGACACUGUCACGGGAGACUCGCACGCCGUGGGCGAAUGGACGCUGCCCAAGAAAGCGGCUGGUCUCCAGACAUCGGGUACUGGAUUUGUGGAAUACUAUAUUUACCCUCGUGAAUCAGACGGAAAGGUCAAGUGCGAUGGAUUGCCUCUGACCGAAGUUUCCUUCUUUUCGCCAUCUAGCACCACCCAGGGUGCCAACCAGGGCACAAUCGGGAAGCCGUACGAAUACGGCGACUGCGUGGGAACGUCUGCUUUCUCAACGGAGGCUAUCAGCAAUGGUUACGAUGUCAAGGUUGGAUUUAAAGUCACGGCUGAUGGAUUCUGUCGUUGGUAG